Molecule: messenger RNA, 2934 nt
Organism: Rotaria sordida
Lineage: Eukaryota; Metazoa; Rotifera; Eurotatoria; Philodinida; Philodinidae
Source: the annotation of a GenBank genome assembly
AUGUUGUUUUGCCUAUUUAUUAUUUCAUCAAUUUUUAUUCCUAUACAAACAAUAUCUAUUGAAGACUCUAAUUCAACAACAACUUUUAGUACUGAUAAGUUACCAAGAGUUGGUCCUUUGCUUGAUUUUCGAAUUUUACCCUAUAUUGGUAAUGGUCACAUAGCUACUGUUGUAUACAGUGAUUUUAUUUAUAUGAGUGGACUUUAUAAUGGUGAAAAUGGUACUAGCCACCGGGCACGUAUUCCAAGUACAGUAAAUUGGGAAUUUAUAAUAAUAUCAAAAUCAUCAUUAUAUACUUUAAAUGUUUCAUCAGGUAUAUUUAUUGAAACCCAUGAAAAUCAUGAAGUUCGAAUUGAACGACGUAUAUUUGCUUCACAAGAAUAUACUGAAUUAUUAGUUACUCAUGUAGUACUAAUUCGAAAAGCACCUAAAGGACGGAAAAUUGUUGUACCUGUUAAAGUACAUGAACAAACAACCAGUAUUGAUAUUAAUUUUACCGUCGCAGCUCGUAAUCCUCAAUAUGUCCUUUUAGUUGGUAAAACACGUGAAAUCGAAAAUAAUCAAUUUCAACCAGAAGGAUUACCUGUAUUCGUUUAUUAUACACCAUUACCUCAUAAAGGAUUAGAACUUGAUCACGACGAAACAAAUCGAACCUAUCUAUUUGUUACUUCAAUUGAUAGUAAUCAAUCCAUAGCUAAACAAAGUUUUGAUUAUGUAACAAUUGAACAACAACCAGAUGUUAUAUUAUCAUCACAUAUAUCUCGAUGGAAUAAUGUAUGGUCAAAUGGACAUAUUGAGAUACAGGGAGAUGAUGAAUUACAAAGACAAAUCAAUUCUGCUUUCUAUUAUAUUUUAAGUUCUCUACCACCUUUAUUAACGAAAAGUGAACCAAAACAAUUUUAUGGUUUAAGUCCUGGUACUCUUUCAUGGGGUGGUCGUGAAGGUGAAGAUUAUGCAGGUCAUUCAUUUUGGGAUACAGAAACAUGGAUGUUUCCAUCAGUUCUUCUUUUCUAUCCGACAUUGGCUAAAGAAAUAUUAUCGUAUCGAAUUGCUUUACGUGACUCUGCAGUCUACAAUGCUCGUCUAUUUGGUUAUGAAGGAUGGAGAUUUCCUUGGGAAAGUGCUCGAACCGGUGUUGAUGUAACACCAGAUUGUUGUCCUACUGGUCGUCUUUAUGAAAUUCAUAUUACGGGUGAUAUUUCAUUUGCUGCUAGACAAUAUAUUUCAGCUACAUACAAUCAAGAUUGGUUAUUGAAUGAAUUUGGUGGAGAAUUAAUUUAUGAAACAGCUCGAUUUUGGAGUUCACGUGUCAUAUAUAAUAAUGAGACAAAACAAUAUGGAAUAUUGACCGUUUUACCACCAGAUGAAGAUGCUCAACCAUUCAAAAAUAAUUCUGUUUAUACAAAUGUAAUUGCUUCACUUUCUAUUCAAUUGGCUCAUAAUAUUAGCUGCAUUACUAAUAAAACAAUACCUCCACAAUGGCUGGAUAUUGUAUCUAAUCUAUAUUUUCCUUUCGAUAAUUCAACUAAAACUUAUCUUGAAUAUGAAGGUUUUGAUUUAAAGCAUACUAUUAUAAAACAAGCCGAUGUUGCUCUCCUCGGAUUUCCAUUGAUGUGGUCAAUGAAUGAUGAAGUGAGACAAAAUGAUUUAUUAGCUUAUGAACCUUUAACACGUACUGAUGGACCAGCUAUGACUUGGUCAAUGUAUUCAAUUGGAUUUACUGAACUAGGUGAUUUUGAUAAAGCUGGUCAAUUUUUUCGACGCUCGUACGAAAGUUAUGUACGACCUCCAUUUAAUGUAUGGACUGAAACUCAAUUAGGUGUUGGUGCAGUUAAUUUUAUAACUGGUGUUGGAGGUUUUUUACAAGCUGUUCUUUUUGGUUAUGGUGGCAUUCGUCUAAAAUUAAAUGAACUUGAAUUUCAACCUCGUGGUCAUCUACCAGAUCAAGCAACUAAAUUCAUCUUUCAUGGUAUUAAAUAUCAAGGAUUUGCUCUUGAUUUGACUAUUGAUAAUAAUAUCUAUGAAAUUUUUGUCAGUUCCCAGAACAAUAAUGAUUCUAUUCCUCUUGUAUAUGAAUAUGGAGAUCAUCGAGGUUCGCUAAAAUUAAUAACAAAUACAAUGAAACCUUCCAAAGAAAAAGAUGAAAUUGCUGCAGCUGAAGGUACCCUAGUAUAUCAUGGUGUUAAACAUGGACAUUCAUAUUUAUCUCAACAAUGCUUGAUAAAUGUAUGUAAAACAAUAUUUACAUCUUCAACAGUCGUAAAUAGUUUUUCAUGUGCUCGAACCAAAGCAACAUCCAUUGCUGUAAAUGUACUAUCCCCAUGUUUUACUCAACAUUUACUUGAUGAUUUGAAAAACUCCUCAUAUUUUUCUUUGUUAUAUGAUGCUAGUAAUAAAGGAAAUACAAAAUUAUUUCCAUUUUGUGUUCAAUUUUUGUCUGUUACAGGUGUUAGAAAAGGAAUAAUUGAUUUAAUUGAUGAUGCUGAUGAAUCAGCAAUUAAAACUUUUGCAAAUGCACAUCGGUUGCUUUUGGAUAAUGGUUUAGAUAUACAUGGAUUAACAGCAUUAGGAGCUGAUAACACGAACGUCAAUGUGGGUGAUAAUCAUUCAGUUUAUUCAUUAUUUAAAGAUGAAAUACCUGAUAUUCUGAAAGGCAAUUGUUGCAGCCAUAUAUUACAUAAUUCUGUAAAACAUGCUCAUCGUGUGUUGCCAAUUGACAUUGAGCAAAUAUUAUGUUCUAUAUAUUCUCAUUUUUCACGUUCUGCAAAACGUAUCAAUGAAUUAAAACAAUAUUACGAAUUCUAUGAACAAGAUGUUAAAGUGGUUAAGUCUAUACUUAUCCAUCGAGCGUUUAGUGGAAGUAUUUAUCUCCGUAAAGAAAUAUUUCUUGGAACAACACGAAAAUUGUCCAUUGGAAAUAAAACAAUUUUUUGA